Molecule: messenger RNA, 2852 nt
Organism: Pseudovirgaria hyperparasitica
Lineage: Eukaryota; Fungi; Ascomycota; Dothideomycetes; Acrospermales; Acrospermaceae
Product: MCM-domain-containing protein
Exons: 5
Coding region: 1-2415 (804 amino acids)
Biological process (GO): DNA replication initiation; DNA strand elongation involved in DNA replication; double-strand break repair via break-induced replication
Cellular component (GO): MCM complex; nucleus
Molecular function (GO): ATP hydrolysis activity; ATP binding; single-stranded DNA binding
Source: RefSeq, a predicted model, not a curated record
AUGGCGCUCUUACGGCUACGUGCUCCUGUUAACUAUGAAGAUCAACUCUCUGCCUUUGAAGAUUUCCUGACGUCGUUCAAAUCCUCAGCCACAGAGACUGAGGACGCUCUGGAAGGCCUCCAGAUUGUGGAGGAUGAGUCUCCCAAUGGCACUACCUUUCGCAGACGGCAACAUCCGGAGAGCAGGCGUGCGCAGAAGCACAAAUACGUAGGCAUGCUGCAAGACGUUGUAGACCGAGAUAGUACACAGAUUUUGAUUGAUCUAGACGAUCUGGACAGUUAUGAGAAGGCCCUCGGCGACGUAGGACAUGGACUGAAACUUGUCCAGUCUGUACAAAACAAUACUCAUCAUUAUAUUGAGGUCUUUUCAAGAGCUUGCGAUAAGAUUAUGCCGGCCCCUUCUAGGGAAUCUAACUUUAAGGAUGACGUACUCGACAUAAUUAUGACUCAACGGUCUAAACAUAAUGAGAGAUUACAAGAAGCUGUGGAGGCAGAUCAUACACUCGCUAAUCCGGAGACUAUCUUCCCUCCCGAACUCACUCGCCGCUACACCUUGAAUUUCAAGCCCUUAACACCGGUCGGGUCAAGUACUGAGCGCACCAGCAAAGCUCUUGCUGUCCGAAACGUCAUAGGGGAGCAUCUUGGUCACCUGAUCACGGUUCGCGGGAUCGCUACAAGAGUUUCCGACGUCAAACCUUCAGUGCAAGUGAGCGCAUACGCCUGCAACCGGUGUGGAUGUGAGAUCUACCAGCCAGUGACAACAAAAGCCUUCACACCGAUGAGGGAGUGCCCUUCACAGGACUGCAAAGACUACAACUUAAAGGGCCAACUAUGCUUAUCAACACGAGCCUCGAAGUUUGUCCCCUUUCAGGAGGUCAAAAUCCAGGAGAUGGCCGAUCAGGUCCCGGUAGGUCAUAUCCCCAGACAACUCACAAUCCAUUGUCACGGUUCCUUGGUUCGCCAAAUCAACCCAGGCGACGUAGUUGAUGUCGCAGGAAUUUUCCUCCCUACACCGUACACAGGCUUUAAAGCUAUUCGAGCUGGGCUUCUUACAGACACAUAUCUCGAAGCCCAGUUUGUGAUCCAACACAAGAAAGCUUACGAUGACAUUGUUCUCGCCCAACCCACACUGAAGAGGAUGGAUGAAUUAGAGCGCAGCGGGCAGCUAUACGAGGUCCUCUCGCGAUCAAUCGCUCCCGAAAUCUUUGGACACCGAGACGUUAAGAAAGCCUUGCUGCUACAACUAAUUGGCGGGGUAAAGAAAGAGAUGGGUGAUGGUAUGGCUAUUCGAGGUGACAUCAACGUCUGUUUGAUGGGUGAUCCUGGUGUAGCCAAAUCCCAGCUUCUGAAGUAUAUCACCAAGGUGGCGCCUCGUGGUGUCUAUACGACGGGUCGGGGAAGCAGUGGAGUCGGUCUUACUGCUGCCGUUAUGCGUGACCCGGUGACCGACGAGAUGGUUCUGGAAGGCGGUGCACUGGUCCUUGCAGAUAAUGGUAUGUGCUGUAUAGAUGAGUUCGACAAGAUGGACGACAGUGAUCGGACCGCAAUUCAUGAAGUCAUGGAGCAGCAGACAAUCUCCAUAAGCAAGGCCGGAAUCACUACCACCCUAAACGCGAGGACAUCAAUUCUUGCGGCAGCAAAUCCUCUUUACGGCAGGUACAACCCUCGUAUCUCUCCAGUGGAGAAUAUCAACCUUCCAGCAGCUCUCCUCUCCCGUUUCGACAUCCUGUUUCUAAUCCUUGAUACCCCAUCCCGCGAAUCUGACGAGGAGCUCGCUCGUCACGUGACCCAUGUCCACAUUCAUAACAAGCACCCGGAGGCUGCUGCUGGUGUAGUAUUCUCACCACAAGAAGUCCGGCAAUGGGUCGCCCGUGCACGUUCGUUCCGGCCAACGGUGCCAAAGGCUGUAUCAGAUUAUCUGGUAGGCGCUUACGUUCGCAUGCGGCAACAGCACAAACGUGACGAGACUAACAAAAAAGCGUUUACGCACACUUCGCCGCGUACGCUACUUGGCGUUCUUCGUCUCUCGCAAGCUUUGGCCCGAUUACGUUUCGCAGAUGCUGUCAUCAUUGACGAUGUGGAUGAGGCGCUCCGUCUCGUCGAGGUUAGCAAGGCCAGUCUGUACGCGGAUGAAAGGGGUCAUGGAGAUCAAACGCCCAGCUCUAAGAUUUAUCAUCUUAUCAGAAACAUGGCUGCAAGUGGAGCUGCAGCAGUGGGCGAAUCGAGUGGUGAAUUGGACCUUCGCAGAGUCCGGGAGAGGGUUCUGGCCAAAGGCUACACCGACGUGCAAUUCGACGAAGCCAUCGAUGAGUAUGCUUUACUUGACGUGUGGCAAACUGCUGGUAAUGGCACCCGACUAAUGUUCAUCAAUGCCGGUAAUGAGGACUUCGACAUGGACGACGAUAUACAUUCAUGAACCGUACGCGACUGCCGCGUUCUCCUAUUUUGGAGUGUUUGAGUGUCAUCUAGGAUCAGAAAGUCAUGAAAAUCCCUUUUUAGUUCUAUCUGAUUUGUUGACCUUAGAACUUCUAUAUAGUCGGACUUUGAUCCCACAAAGCUAUACUAACGUCAAUUGUGAUCUUAUUUCAGAAAGGCUAGAGGUGUUGAUCCCCAAUGGGAAAUGUACUCUUAACAGUGCGAUCAAUUAGCAUGUUGAAAUGAAGCUCCGCUAUCUUAGCUAGCAUUCGAGCCUUGAAGCGAGACUUUACACAAACAGUCUUGUCAGUCAUAGGCGAAAGUCCACACAAAUUUAUUAAGCACGCUGGUUCGCACUGCAGUUUCACGGACACAGUGACGGCAGAGAGUGUCAAGAUUAUUGAACUACUACGUUGUAUAUAUAUAUAGAUGACCGUU